GAAAGGGCUUCCGAAGUCGUCGGUCGCGCCUCGACUGCCUCGACUGCCUCGACCUUGCUUCGCGGCUGCCGGCCAAAGGCGGAGGAGACGUCGGCGAGCAGGACGACUCCUUCUCCUGCGACGCUCCUCACGUUUCGAGAAAGUCGACCUACGCGCGCUCACCGUCGUGGUGGCGUUUCCUUUUUCUUGCUUUGCCUGUUUUAAAAUAAAAUAUAAAGAUAAUCGGCACAGCCACAUUCUUUUGCGUGGUCGAGGCAGACAUCUGGCUCGUCUUUGUCCUUCUGCGCGACCGUGGACUGGACGACGCGAGGCGCGGUUCCGUUUUCUUGAACCGGGAUUCGAACCCCUCGUCGCCUGCGAGUCCCGCGGCCCCCUGGGUCGGGGAAAAGGAACCGGCGUCAUGGAGGUGUUAGUUGAUCCGGAGACCCAGAGGACCCUGGAGAUGAGGCAUCGGCUGGAGGAGGAUGACCUGUACCGGCAGUUCGCCAAGAAGAGACAGGAGGAGGAGCACCACAUCACGCACCAAAUUCAGGAAGAAUGGGAGAAGGAGCUGGAACGGCUCACGUACCGGUACCAGCAGGAGAUCCGCAAGAAAAAGAAGAUCAGCAUCAACUCCGAGGAAGAGCGCGCCCUGACGGUACGGAUGCAGAAGGAGAAGGACGAUCUCGAGAAGAACAUGACCAUCAAGCUGGACCGAAAGAAGGAGUCCCUCACCCGAAAGCUGCUGGAAGCUGAGCGGGCCGCCACGGCCGACCUCGUGGAGAAGCACAGCGAGGAGAUGCUCAACCUCAUCAACGAGAAGAAAGACGAGCUCAUCAGGCGGGAAGGUGACGACUACACAAGCGAGGAGCUGAGUCCCUAUCCAAGCCACCCGCCACCACCCACGCCGGCGACAAUAUCCAAAACGGACAUCUACACUGAUCCGGACAUUUUUGCGGAACUGGACCAAAUUGCUAUCAACGUGGCACAAGCAGAUCAGCAGACCUUCACCGAUCUGGUGCGACAGUUGAUAUGCAGCUGUGGUACUGAUGUGGAGAAAGCAAGGACCAUUUUCCGGUGGAUCACGGUCAAGAAUCUCAACACUAUGCACUUCGACGACAACGUGAUUGCCGAUACGCCCAUGGGCAUCCUCAGGGGAAUCAAGCAUGGUACAGAGAGCUACCACGUGCUCUUCAAGAGGCUUUGCAGUUACGCAGGUCUUCAUUGCGUGGUCAUCAAGGGUUACUCCAAGAGCGCCGGUUACCAGCCGGGUGUUCGGUUCGAAGACAACCGCUUUCGCAAUUCCUGGAACGCCGUCUAUGUAGCCGGUGCAUGGCGCUUCGUUCAGUGCAACUGGGGUGCGCGGCACCUUGUCAACGCCAAGGAGGUUCCAAAACCUGGAAGCAAAGGAAAAUCCGAUUCCCUUCGGUACGAGUACGAUGACCAUUACUUCUUGACCGAUGCUCGAGAGUUCAUCUAUGAGUUCUUCCCACUUCAACCAGAAUGGCAGCUUCUCAAGAGGCCCAUCACUCUGCGGGAGUUUGAAGAACUUCCCUUUGUGAGGUCACUAUUCUUCCGUUAUGGCCUCUACUUCCCUGACACCGAUACCAAUGCCACGCUGUUCACGGACAGCACGGGAGCUGCGACAGUUCGUAUCGGAAUGCCCGAGGACAUGUCUCACAGCCUUAUCUUCCAUUACAACCUCAAGUUCUACGACAGCGACCGUGAUAUUUUUGACGGUGUCAGUCUCAAGCGCUUUGUGAUGCAGAGCAUGGUAGGCAACAUCGUAGCGUUCAGGGUUCACGCGCCUUGCUCCGGGUCGUUGCUUCUUGAUAUCUUUGCCAACGCCGUGACACCGAGGGAGUACCUUACGGGCGAGCCAAUGAAGUUUAAGAGUGUCUGCAAGUUCAAGAUUGUCUGCGAAGAUCUGCAGACGGUCAUGGUUCCCCUGCCAGACUGUGCUUCCGGAGAAUGGGGACCCAUGAAGGCAACGCGACUCUUUGGUCUCGUGCCAGAGACACACGAAGAUGCGCUCAUCUUUUCACCGCGGGAGCUCGAAGUUCGAUUCCGAAUGACCCGGCCCUUGACGGAUUUCAUGGCAACCCUGCACAAAAAUGGCGUCGAGGAGAAGAAGCUCUCCAAGUUUGUGUCCCAUACGGUUCGGGAAGACAUGGUCACCUUCUUCCUUGCGUUUCCGGAUGACGGACAGUACGGCAUGGACAUCUAUACCCGAGAGAUGAACGGAGAAAUCGAAACGGGAGAAAAACAUCUACUGACCCAUUCCUGCAAGUACCUCAUCAACGUCUCCAAGAAGUGACGGCAAGAACAGUGACUUCGCCAACUGGUGCAUGUUAUGUUGUUGCCAACCUUGCUUCCGUUUACAAUUCAGCUACAUUAGCUUUAGUGUUUGAUGGACAUGAUUGCCCAUCAUGGAGGUCUCACCAACUGGAACAUUACUUUGCUAACGCUAAGAGAUUCUGCUUGUCUAGUGGUUCAAGCGUUCAGACUUCCCGUGUGUAUGAAUCGUAGUGCUGUCGCAUAUGUUUGUACCAUUUAUUUAAAUAAGCUAACAGGCAAAUUGUGUUUCAUACUUUUGUAAAAAAAAAAGAAAAAAAAGCAGAGUUUCCUCUAGAGGUCACAAGGCUUGACGUUUUCAUUUGCUUGUGACCAAAGUUUAUGCACUUACACUGUAAUGUGAAGAAACGUCUUGCCUUCGUUGCACUUAGAUUUUAAGAGUUGCAUUUCAACUUAGACUUAUCUUACAUUUUUUUUACCUCCUGUUGGGUUUUCCAAUGACAUACUGCUACUUUUUUAUAUUUUAUACACAUUACUAACUUUAGCAUUUAUAGUGUAAGUUAAUAAAGUUAAUAUAUUUUAUACCAUG
Molecule: messenger RNA, 2863 nt
Organism: Ixodes scapularis (black-legged tick)
Lineage: Eukaryota; Metazoa; Arthropoda; Arachnida; Ixodida; Ixodidae
Gene: Hil
Product: hillarin
Exons: 7
Coding region: 401-2296 (631 amino acids)
Source: RefSeq, a predicted model, not a curated record